Adineta ricciae is the source of this 240-nucleotide messenger RNA. The record is from the annotation of a GenBank genome assembly. Lineage: Eukaryota; Metazoa; Rotifera; Eurotatoria; Adinetida; Adinetidae.
AUGGCUGAUUCAAACGAAAAACGAACAGUAAAACUACCACAGAUCCACCCAGUUUCCAAUCAAAACUUUGAGCUUGAAAGAUUUCAGCAGCUUAAAACUGAUACGGAUUCCUAUGAACAAUGGCGCGCCAAUAUUCAUCGACAGUUAGAAGAAGAUCUUCAACGACAAGUUCAGGCAUUGCUGGCAGAGUCCGAAAAACAAGAAUUGUUGAAUAAACAACGGCAACAACAACUCCGGUAG